This is a messenger RNA of Aureococcus anophagefferens, 891 nucleotides long. RefSeq lists its product as hypothetical. The annotation marks the transcript as partial. The record is from RefSeq and is a predicted model, not a curated record. The transcript has a single exon. NCBI's taxonomy places the organism in Eukaryota, Pelagophyceae, Pelagomonadales, Pelagomonadaceae. Gene Ontology annotation, molecular function: oxidoreductase activity.
GUGCACGUGCGCUGCGAGGCCGCGGGCCUGAACUUCGCCGAGGCGCUGCAGUUGAAGGGCGAGUACCAGGAGAAGCUCGAGCCGCCCUUCGUGCCCGGCAACGAGUGCGCGGGCGUCGUCGUCGCCGUCGGCGCGGCCGUCUCGCGCUGCGUUGUCGGCGACGCCGUCCUCGCGCUGCCGCGCGGCGGCGCCUGGGCCCGCGACGUCGUCGUGCCCGAGGCCGCCGUCGCGCCGCUCGGAAGCGGCGACGACGUCGACUUCGCGAGCGCCGCGGCGCUCGCGGUCAACUACGGCACGGCGGACCUCGCGCUGGGGCGCCGCGCGGACGCCAAGGCGGGAGAGACGGUGCUCGUCACGGCCGCGGCGGGCGGCGUGGGCCUGGCCGCCGUGGACCUCGCCGUCGCGCGCGGCUGCCGCGUGGUCGCCGCGGCGGGCGACGACGCGAAGCUCCGCCUGGCCCUGGACCGCGGCGCGGCCGCGGGCGUGGUCUACGGAGGCACGGACGCGCGCGAGUUCCGGGCCGCGCUCCGCGAGGCCGCGCCGGAGGGCAUCGACGUCGCCGUGGACAUGGUCGGCGGCGACUUUCUGGAGCCCAUCGUGCGGAGCUUGGCUUUCGACGGGCGCUGCGUCGUCGUCGGCUUCGCGAGCGGGACCAUCCCGAAGAUCCCCGCGAACCUGCUCCUCGUGAAGAACUGUGCGCUCGUCGGCCUCUUCUGGGGCGCCCACGCGAUCCACCGGCCGGCCGUCUUCGCGGACUCGCUCCGCAACGUCGUCGGCCUCUGGCGGGCCGGCGACAUCGCGCCCCACGUGUCCGCGACCUACGCGCUCGCCGACGCGGACGCCGCCGUCGCCGCGCUCGUCGAGCGGCGCUCCUCGGGGAAGAUCGUCCUC